UCUACAGCUUGGGAAAGCAGAGUGGCUGCUCUUAUUCACGAAAUGGAAAAGUGUGAGUUUCCGCUUACAUCAAAGGAGAUUAAACAAUUAAUAUGUGCUUAUAUACAAAGGAACGGACUCAUAACUCGUUUCAAAGAUGAUUACCCUGGCAAAGAAUGGUUUCGGGGUUUUAAAAGGCGACACAGAUUAAGUGUCAAAAAACCACAGUCCGUAGAGGUUGCCAGGAAAAAAGCCUGCAAUCCUUUCACUGUUAACAAUUAUUUUGAUUUGUUGGAGCGCAUAACGAAGGAACUGGAACUAGAAGACAAACCCCAACAUAUAUAUAACUUAGAUGAGACCAGCUUCUGCAACGACCCCACCAAGACUAAAGUUGUUGGCCUGAAGGGGUACCCUUCUACUAGAACAACUGCGUCCCCUGGAAGGAAUAACACCACUGUACUGUUAGCUUCAAAUGCGCUCGGUAAAAAGAUCCCUCCCUUGAUAGUAUUUCAGGGGAAACAACUAGGGUCGAAUUGCUUUUUCGAAAACGAAAAUGUUAAUACAGCGUAUGUUGGAAGCCGUAAGGGGUGGAUGGAAACCAAAAUAUUCGAAAAUUAUAUCGCAAAGGUUUUCAUACCAGCAAUUGGACCGGAAAGGCCAGUCUUAUUAAUAUUUGAUGGCCAUUCAACACAUGUAGACUUGAGUGUUAUAGAACUUCUAAUGGCCAACCAGAUAACAGUUCUUAAACUGCCGGCUCACUCAUCCCAUAUUCUGCAACCAUUAGACUGCAGCACAAUGAAACCUAUGAAAGACAACUGGGACAGUGAAUUGGUAAAAUGGCAAAGACUCCAUGUGGGUGCAAAGCUUCCAAAACCAGAAUUUGCCAGGAUCAUAACUAAGAUAUGGAAUGAUUUGAACCCAGUUAUCAUUCAAAAUGGCUUUAGAAAAUCUGGUAUAUAUCCGUUGAAUCGUGAUACAAUUCCAAAAGAAAAGUUUGACAAGCUUUCAUGGUCAAAAUGGGAAGAACAUAUUCGCCAACAAAAUGAACAGUCUCAUAGCGUUGCCAAUAAUAAUGCUGAAGAAGGAAGGAAGGUAGAAAAUGGCACUCAGGAAGAUAAAAGUCAGGACAGAAAUGAAGUUCCAACACUCACGAGUAUGUGCACGAGCAUGUGGCUUGAGAUCCUUAAUCGUGGGAAGAAAGAAAUAGAUCUACCCAAACGCGUGAAAGACCCUAAAACGUUUUUAAUUUCACUUUCUAAAAAUACCAAUUCCAAUAUUACCAACAGUGGCUCUGGUAACGUCAAAAUAUUGAGCAAUAUCGAACUCACUUCAACUAGCUAUCAAAAACAGAAAGAUGAACAUGUUUCAUUUGAAGAACUUCUUUUGGAGACCAUUUCACGUAGUGACAUACCUAAAACUUCAAGAAAACGCGUUAGUCAAGAAGCAGAGAUAUUAACUUACAAAGAAGCUAUUGAUCGUAUGAAAAAAAAGAAAGAUGAAAAAGAAAAGGCGGAAGAAAUUAAAAGACUCAAUAAACUUAAAAGAGUAAACAACAAAAAGAAAAACGAGAAAAAGAAACAGAAAAAGUUGAUUGACAAAAAAAGCAAAUCUAAAAAAAGAAAGAAUUUGGAAUCGGACAGUGAAAGCGAUUGUUCAUACACACCGAUGGAUGAUUCUGAUGAUGAAGAUUUAGCUGCCUUUGCUCAAAGAUUGUUGUGUGAUGAGAGCUUUGACGAAGAUUUGCAAGAGCCAUUACUAUCAACUACUAACGAAAAUUUAGAGAAGAAACCUAAACUAAAAAGCGAAAGAGUAAAUAAAAGACGAAAACAAAUAUCCGGAGAAAAGGAUGUCAAUAUAAACAAGGAAGUGAAUUUUACCAAAAAACUAUCUACUUUGGAAGAUGCUUGUGAAGAAGAAUUGCAAGAACCGCUACAAUCUACAUCGAAAGAAGAAGAGAAAGAUACACGUAAAAUGAAAAAAGAAAGAGUGAACAAAAGAACUAAUAACAAUAGGAUGGUGGAAUCAUUAAGAGGGAAGGAAAAGGAAGUGAAUUUUACCAAAAAACGAUCUACUUUGAACGACGCUUGUGAAGUAGAGUUGCAAGAACCGCUACAAUCUACAUCGAAAGAAGAAGAGAAAGAUACACGUAAAAUGAAAAAAGAAAGAGUGAACAAAAGAACUAAUAACAAUAGGAUGGUGGAAUCAUUAAGAGGGAAGGAAAAAGAAGUGAAUUUUACCAAAAAACGAUCUACUUUGAACGACGCUUGUGAAGUAGAGUUGCAAGAACCGCUACAAUCUACAUCGAAAGAAGAAAAAGAUAUGCUUAAAAUGAAAGAAGAAAGAGUAACGAAAAGAUCUAUUAACAACAGGAUGGUGGAAUCACUAAGAGGGAAGGAAAACGAUAUGCCGAAUUCCUCCGAAGUAAAUAACGAUCUCAACGAGGGAGACUUUAUUCUUGCUGCAUUUCAGUCGAUCAAAGGCAAAAGAACCUACAAAUACGUUUGCCUUAUUGAUCAAAUCAACCAAGAAAAAAUUGUAGUAAAAGGACUCAAAUCUUAUAAAAAUAACAGAGAAUUUAGGUUAGUUGAAGAUGAUAUUUCAAUUAUAGAAAAAAAAGAUGUGAUCUCACGUUUACCAAAACCUGUGUUAAAUGAACAAAGAGACACUGUGAUAUUUCCUUAUAAGGUAGAGAUAUUUGAAUGUAAGUAAACAAGU
This is a messenger RNA of Cydia splendana, 2694 nucleotides long. RefSeq lists its product as uncharacterized. NCBI's taxonomy places the organism in Eukaryota, Metazoa, Arthropoda, Insecta, Lepidoptera, Tortricidae. The transcript is spliced from 5 exons. Bases 43 to 2688 code for a protein of 881 amino acids. The record is from RefSeq and is a predicted model, not a curated record. Gene Ontology annotation, cellular component: nucleus. Gene Ontology annotation, molecular function: DNA binding.